AUGGGUGUGGCCUUGCGCAUCGUGCGCGACCGCGGCGCCGCCGAAGACGUGUUGCACGAUGCCUUCAUGGCGAUCUGGAACCGCGCCUCCACCUUCGACCCCAACCGGGGCGAAGGCCGUGGCUGGAUGUGCAGCAUCGUGCGCAACGGCGCGCUCAGCGCGGUGCGCGCCAGCGCCCGCACCGUGUCGGUGGACGAAGAACUUCUGGACGAAUUGCAGGACGCCGAACCCCAGGCCGCACCCGACAUGCUCGACGCCUUUUCCAUGCGCUCCACGCUGGGGCAGCUCGAUCACUGCCUGGAACGCCUGGACGUGGCCAAGCGCAACUGCGUGCUGCUCGCCUACCUGGACGGCUGCACCCACACCGAGAUCGCCGAACGCCUGAGCGCUCCGCUGGGUUCGGUGAAGGCGUGGAUCCGGCGGGGCAUGGCUUCGCUCAAGGAGUGCCUCGCAUGA
This is a messenger RNA of Elaeis guineensis (African oil palm), 456 nucleotides long. The record is from RefSeq and is a predicted model, not a curated record. NCBI's taxonomy places the organism in Eukaryota, Viridiplantae, Streptophyta, Magnoliopsida, Arecales, Arecaceae.